UCCUGUGGCUACUGCUGUUAUUAUUAUUGUGGCGGGCGAGUCGGGGAGUCCUUGUGGCGGCGUCCAUGGCGGCCGGGCAAGGCGGAGGCACCACGGCCGGUGGGGGCGGCGAGGGACCCGGCGGACCAGCCCCUGGCCCAGGCCCGGGCCUGGUCCCCCCCAGCGCCGCCUCCUCAACCUCCUCCUCCUCUUCCACGGAGCCCAGUUCGGGCUUCUUCGGCCUGGGCCUGCCGGCUCACCUGACGCUCUCUUAUCCCGGCACGGGCCCGGCCUGGGGCGCGGCAGGCGCCUCGCCGCCCCUUUCUUCGGCGGCGGCGUCUUCGUCGGGCGGCGCCGCCUCGUCGUCCCCUCACACCGGCCGCAGCCUUGACAAGGCCCUCGAGGAGGCCAGCAGCUCCGGCAUCCUCUGCCUCAGCGGGAGGAAGCUGCGCGACUUCCCCGCCGCCACCGGCUCCGCCACCGGCGGCUACGACCUCAGCGACACCACGCAGGCCGACCUUUCCAAGAACAGAUUUGCUGAAAUUCCUCCUGAUGUGUGGCAGUUUGCACCGCUUGAGACGUUGAACUUGUAUCACAAUUGCAUCAAAUCAGUCCCUGAAGCAAUUAAAAAUCUGCAGAUGCUAACAUAUCUGAAUAUCAGUCGAAAUCUUUUAUCAACCUUGCCAAAAUACCUGUUUGAUCUACCACUUAAGGUUUUAGUUGUAAGCAAUAAUAAGCUGGUGUCCAUUCCUGAAGAAAUUGGGAAAUUGCGAGACUUAAUGGAAUUGGAUAUUAGUUGCAAUGAAAUCCAGAUCCUUCCACAGCAAAUAGGAAAGCUGCAGUCACUUAGAGAAUUAAAUUUAAGAAGAAAUAAUCUACAUAUACUACCUGAUGAAUUAGGAGAUCUUCCCUUGGUAAAACUGGACUUCUCUUGUAAUAAAAUCACAGAGAUACCAGUCUGUUACAGGAAGCUUCGUCAUUUGCAAGUAAUAAUUUUGGAUAACAAUCCAAUGCAGAUACCGCCAGCACAGAUAUGCUUAAAAGGCAAAGUACAUAUAUUUAAAUUCCUCAGCAUUCAAGCAUGCCUCAGAAUAGAUAAAAAGCCAGAUUCCUUGGAUUUGCCAUCUCUGGGUAAAAGAAUCCCUUCUCAGCCCCUCACAGACAGUAUAGAAGAUUUUUAUCCAAACAAAAACCACGGCCCAGACUCUGGAAUUGGAAGUGAUAAUGGGGAUAAAAGAUUAUCCACUACAGAACCAUCCGAUGACGACACAAUCAGCCUUCACUCUCAGGUAUCGGAAUCUACGAGGGAGCAGGCUCUCAAAAAUGACAAUCAGUUGCUAGGAAAUAAACCUGAGCUGCAAAAAGUAGAGCCAGAUGUGUGUGAUUACCUUGACCCCACCUCUGAAGAUGUGGCUUCUUGUGACCAAGGCGAUGUACAAACUGGACCUGCGGUCUGUUAUAUUAAGGAACGUGCAAAGCAAGCUGAAAAGUCGAAGAAAACACAACGGAGUGAAGAUUGGGGGGAUGAAAAAAUAACUCAGAGAGAACAGCAUUUGGCAGAGGAAGAUGAUGAAUUGAAGGAAGUGACUGACCUAAGGAAAAUAGCUGCGCAGCUACUGCAGCAGGAACAGAAGAACAGACGGAGGCCUUUAAGCUAUAGAACGUCAUUCAGUGAAAAGCUCUUCCAGAGGACAAGGGCUGCAGGACGUGCAUCAAGACUUCUGAAUCACUCCACCUCUGUAAGCACAAGAAACCGACCUAAACAGACUGCAGAAUCCGAAAAAAGUCUUUCAGCAGAUGAAGCAAAUUCUCCAUCAUCUCCAUACAGCUGGCAGUCACUGGAAAAUCAGAAGGACCAGUUGGAUGAACAGCAUUGGCCAGACAUGCAGCAAGUCAUCUGGCAGAAUGAGGAGAGGAGGCGGAGCAAGCAAAUCAGAAGAGACUAUUUCAAGUAUAAAUCUUCCCGGAAGAGUUCAAGUGGAAAUGAAAAUGAAGAGCAAGACAGUGAUAAUACUAAUGUGUCCCCACAGUCUCCUGUGUCGUCUGAGGAUUAUGACAGGGCAGAUGGUGGUUCUCAUGGCCCCUUCGGAUUGAAGCCCAGAUCAGCUUUUGGCCGUUCUCGUCAGGACUACAGCACUGUAGACCCUGGAUUCACAAUGAGAAGGAAAAUGGAACAUUUGCGAGAAGAGAGAGAGCAAAUAAAACAGCUACGCAGUAAUCUUGAGUCACGGUUGAAAGUCAUUUUGCCAGAUGACAUUGGAGCAGCAUUGAUGGAUGGGGUAGUCCUGUGCCAUUUAGCCAAUCAUAUAAGACCACGCUCUGUUGCCAGUAUUCAUGUCCCGUCACCAGCUGUGCCUAAACUCAGUAUGGCAAAGUGCCGAAGAAAUGUUGAAAAUUUCCUUGAUGCUUGCAAGAAACUGGGUGUCCCACAGGAGAGACUUUGCCUGCCUCAUCAUAUUUUGGAAGAACGAGGUCUUGUGAAAGUUGGACUCACAGUUCAGGCUCUUUUGGAAAUACCGUCUUCUAAAGCACCGCAACUUUCCUGUCUGUAAGAGGACUCUCAGAGAACAAACGUUGCCAUGAUGUAGUUGCUAUGGGUUGAUGCCAACCAGUCCAGCUUCCUCCAGAGGAACACUCCAAGCCAUCAAAAAAAUUUUUCAAGCCAGGUGGUGUAGGUGGAGCCUUACUUUGGACCUCUCUGUAGAAUCUUGCUGUCAAACUGACAGUGGCCCAGCUUAGUAAAGAACUGUACUGCUUGUUCACUGAACUCAGAGCCAUCAGAUUUUGAGAUCUCCAGUCUCUUGCCAGGUCUUCAUUCUCUCAUUAACACUUUAUGAUGUUGUUUUUCCCCCCUUCUUAAAAAAAACAAAAGGUGAACCUGGGAUUCUCUUAUGCUGCACUGCUCCAGGCUCUUAAGAGUUCAAGCACACAUUAUUGAAGACGAGAGGUGCACACGUGGGUGGGGAGUCCCGCCCAGUUGUUGGCUCUCUAUGAUCAUGGAUUCAUUGCUUAAAAUAUACGUUAGUCUCCUGUGCAGGUUGUGUGCGUACCUCAGGCCCAGGCUAAAAAUGGGAUAUGAAAAUUAGCUCUCAAAUCACUGCUGCUGUGUGGUUGGUGGAAAUGCGGAUGAUCGUUCACCUUGUCCGUCUUUACCAUAUUCCAAAAAGAUUCGUCUUUCAUUUCUUGCACUUCUUACUGUUGUAUCAUCCCCAAAAGUUUAGCUGGUGUAUGAUGAUGACAAAGAAUAGUAUACAGUAUAAAGGAAAAAGUUGUGUGGGUUUUUUCAGUAUUCUAGGUUGGUGCCAAAUUUUUUUUUCAGUUGUACUGUAGAUUGUUUACAUGUGAAGUGCCUGUGUAAUUGAUAACUUUUACUAGUCUUAAAACAUUUUCGCAAUUCUUUUUAUGUCUCUAAAUAGAUGCAAUGCGUAUUUUUAAAUAUUAGGGUUUUUGGUAAGGUUGGUAAUAAGUGACGUUUAAAAGACUAACAUCUGAGUGUUGGAUGUUCUUCAGUUUGCACAGUUUAAAUUUAUUAGGUUUGAGUUUUUUAAAAAAAGAAAAUGUAAAUACACUUUUAUUUAUCCUAUUUAAUUUGAUACUUAAUCACUUUUUAAUGUAUUGUUGGACAAACAGAUGUCACUUUUUAAAUUAUUUUCCUUGUCUGGGAUGAACAAUGAUUUAUAGAGUGAGGAAAAUGGGUUGAGUGGAAGCUUACAAGCUUGGGGGUAAAACUGCCAAAAAAAUUCUCAGGUUUAUAUUGUGACUGUUGGGGUUUCACAUCUUGCCCCUAACUUCACAUUAUUGUUGUUUUUUUUAAAUAAGAGGAAAUGCCAUAGAAUGGUGAAAUGGAAGCCAGGAAUAGUUCAAUUUUUUGCAGUGUUUUCAGAACCAUUGUAAAUGUUGCUUGUGUAGGACCCUGAGCAAUUCCUCCAACACCGGAUGUCAUAAUCCAGUGUUGCAAAUCAGUGUUUCAGGCAUCCUUGCAGCAAAUCCAUUCUGUAUCUGUAUUUCCCGUCAUUUUUAAAACUAUAAUGCUGGGCCAAUUAGCAACCUUUGGGUACUAAGACGUUAUUCUCCACCAUGGCUGCCCUUUCUUGUUGAGUUGCAUUCCUGUAUUGAAACAGUGGAUUGCAAAUUGCCAGGUCGCUGAAUUAACCUUUUUGUUAAUUAACCUUUUUGUUAAUUAUCUAUUUUAAACAUCUAUUUAUAGAUGUUUACUCAGAUUAAAGGGGCACAAGUUGUUUUGUUUUGUUUUGCAGUUUGCCUGUUUGGUCAGAGUAAGCUUUAGCUCCUCCUUGCCCAGAUGAUGUGGAAAAAUAUUCUUCCUGCUUUGUUUCUGUUAUUGGAAGAAUUUGGCUGUUGCAGUGCACAGCUGUGCAGACUGAAACCAGCGACAGUAGCCUGAGUUGAGGGCCGACCUUCACUUCUUGAAUGCUUUGUUAGACGUGUGCCAAGUAAACCUCAGCUCCUCUUGCUCAGGUUUAAGAGUGUGAUGUGAAUGUGAGGCUGAUUUUGUAGAUGGCCUCCUUUGGCCCAAUGAGAAAGCACAGCAAACUGCAUAUCAAAAAGCUGUUAAGAGAAGUGACUUGUUUUAGAUGAUACCUCAUACAUUGCUACUUCUGCUCAUCAGUUUUGCUUUUUUGUUAGCACUGUCUUUUUGAAAAUUAAUUGGGAUGAAUCACAACACACAAAAACUAAAGACUGACUACUGUUACGUGGACUGUGCCCUGAUCCAGGUUGGUUUCAGGGCCUGUUGGUCUGCUUCUUCAGUUUUCCGCAGCCUUGCUGGCAACUCCUUCAAGGCAGAAGCUACUUCUGCACAGCGCUUCAUCACAAAGAGUGUACUAUAAAUGACUGAGAGGACAGAGACUGGGCGGGUGAGCAGCUGGGGGUUGAGAUGCAAACUUGGGAUGUGCCCUUAGGUUUGAGCACCAAUGAGCCUUUCCAGUUUUGCUCUCCACAGGUGUAAUAAAUUAAGCAGGUUUGUUAUCUUGACCUAAGAUUUAAAGCUGCAUCCUCCCCCCACCCCCUGCUUUUUCGUUGCUCAGUAAACCAAGCAAUAUAGCUGAGAUUGUCUGUGGAAUUACAUCUUCUCCUGCAGAUUGUUUUAGAAGUCAUCCUUUCCAAAUCAUGGGUUCAGAAGAGUGGAAUGUAGGACAGACUACCCAGUGAUGGUGUUAAGCCUUUUCUUCAUAAAGGCAUCCUUCCUAUUUCCCCAGCUAGGUCAAACCUACUUGAUUCCAACAUGUACAUCUAAAUAUGCAAUAUUUUUUACUGGUAGCAGCUUAUUUUUUAAAACUGAUUGUUCCUGUGACCUAGUGAAAUUCAGAAGUUACUACUGUGGACCAAGGUUUUCCUUCCAUGAGGAUAGAAUUGACAGUCUUCCUUGACCUGCUCUUGCAAUUCUGUAACUAAAAUCCCUCCUUUUUAUCUUUAGAGUAAUCCAUUGGAAUGAACAGUGUCUUGAGAAUUUAUCCAAUUCUCUGGAUUAAAAUCAGUGCAACAGUGUUGUGUUGGCCAUAACUUUCCUCAAGAGACCUUGGAAUUGUGUUAAGACUUCAGGAAUUGUGUUAAGACUUCAGCUACUAGCCAUUUCUCUUCCAUCGUUAGAAAGGUGGGGACAAUUUUUGACAAUACUCAUUUCCCACUGCAGACCCCCACUUUGCCCCCUGUGCUGUUCAGGAAGGCACUCAACUCUUCACAGAACAACUCAGUGGACUGAAACAAGAAAGGUUUGGGAGGGAAAUCCUGUGAGCUCCAUUACCAUAUCUCAUUGGAUACAAAGUCUUCUCUCUGUCCCCUUCCAAAUGCACUCCAAAGUGGAAUCCUUGGGGUUCUGGGACAGGAAGUGCUAGGUUAAGGCUGCACUGUAGGGGUCUGCAAAACAGCUCUUAUCAAAAUUCUAUUUGGCAAAGUUGUUCUUUGAGGCCGAAUAAACAGUACAUACGCAAAAGCACUUAGGAUGAAGUAUUCAAAUAAAAUAUUUCGUGCUCUGUACCAUGUACUUGGCAUUGUAAAUGGGAGCAGGAGGGAGCCCUGUUGAGUAAAUCCCCCUCCCAAUUUGCUCUGCAUUAAAGUGUGGCUGUUUGGUUUUGCUAAAUCAAGGAGUGCAGAAAUACCCCCCUGUUCUUGGUAAUUUUAGACCUGCUUAUUGUUCCUUUGUUUGAAAUGUUCUUUUUAUAGGUUUCACUUUGCAAUGGGGACAUCCUGUCUUUUAAGAAAGAUCUGAAAAAGUACAGAUCUAUAAAGCCUUGCUUCCCCUGCGGAGGCUUUGCAAAUUGUGCAAAAUCAUAGUAUUUAAUUCAAGAAGGAUGUGUGUGGUAGGAAUUUUUCCCCUUGCAUUACAUUUUAAUCAUCAAGCACAGCACUUCUUAUCUGACCCUGAUCUUGGUGACGUUCACUCAUAGCACACAAAUUUGCUGAUAUUUCUACACUGUUUUCAUAGUCACCUUGGUCUCCCCAAAGUGUUUCCAAAAAAAAUGCCUUUGUACAGACAAUAAUACCUUCCUUGUAUGUGCCAGGUUGUCUGUGGAUUGCUGCUGAUUCUCAAGGGGUGGUCUGAAAAGUGUCCUGGCUCAUUUCUACAUCAUGAGUGUAGAAAAAGCAUCCACAGGAAUCUCAGUUCACAUGAGACCAAUUCCAUGUGAAUGUAUCCUUGUGCAAAUUCCAGGGUUUUUUAAAUGGAGAGUUGAGUUGUCUUCUUUCUUUGGACCAGAUAAUGAUAUGUAAGACUAAUGAUUAAAAACUCAGUGCUACAACUAUCUGGGGGGCGGGGAUUCAAAUAAGCACAUUUGUAAAAGGAUUGGUGGGGAGGGGUGACUAUGAAGACUUGCAGACUUGUAGAAUUGGGAAAACACCUAGGAUUUGGGUGGGCGUGUGUGUGCUUUCUUUUUUAAAGUAAUAUGAUCUCUUGUAUUCACUUUUGUAUUUUUCCUUCCUUCUGAUUAAUUCAGUACCUGUUACCACACUGAAAGCAGCUGCUUUAUGUAAAUGUGUGCAAAACUAAUUUCAGCAGUUUGGAAAGUAAAUCAAAAGUAGCAAGGGACUAUUACUUUUUCUGUGUAUAUAUUGCCAUAUCUAUUUGCAUUUAAAUUCACUUUGCAUUCAUGUUCGGUAAAAUACCCCCCUCCCUCAUUGUUCAUGUUCUUGUAUAUGAUUCAGCACUCUCCUUUCAGGACUGUUUUAUUGCUGGAGCUUCCAACAAGUAUAUAUUCAUUGAAAAUGGUCCUGCUGUUUAACUUUCUUUUGUAAAUAGUUUUAUAUUGAAUCUGCAUGGAUAAGACCCACAUGUUCAAAACUGAUGUACAUAUUAUAUGUAUAAAAUUCAAACUCUUUCAUAA
Messenger RNA from Sphaerodactylus townsendi, 7316 nucleotides. RefSeq names its product leucine rich repeats and calponin homology domain containing 2 (gene LRCH2). The coding region runs from base 66 to 2531 and encodes 821 amino acids. The transcript is spliced from 22 exons. Gene Ontology annotation, molecular function: protein binding. The record is from RefSeq and is a predicted model, not a curated record. NCBI's taxonomy places the organism in Eukaryota, Metazoa, Chordata, Lepidosauria, Squamata, Sphaerodactylidae.